This is a messenger RNA of Vollenhovia emeryi, 1499 nucleotides long. It is a transcript of the gene borr, whose product is annotated as borealin. Gene Ontology annotation, biological process: mitotic sister chromatid segregation. Gene Ontology annotation, cellular component: spindle midzone; chromosome passenger complex; chromosome, centromeric region. Lineage: Eukaryota; Metazoa; Arthropoda; Insecta; Hymenoptera; Formicidae. The record is from RefSeq and is a predicted model, not a curated record. The transcript is spliced from 2 exons. Bases 170 to 1033 code for a protein of 287 amino acids.
AUUCCGGGAGAUUGAAUUGGGGUGCCCUCCCGCCACUGCUGCCAGCCGGUAAACAGAUUGAAAUUCACGUUGUCCGCAACGGUUUUCUCUGCUGCACCCAACACCGCACGUACGAGAAAGAGAGAGAGAGAGACUUGGUUAUCGCACGAGACGUUAACUCGUCGUCAAAAUGCCGAGGACCAAGCGCGCCAGAGCGACCAGCAAUUCGACGGAGCGUUACUCGGCGGUGAAGACCUUCGAGAGACACGUUCAGCUUCGUAUCGUCAAGAUGGAACGUGACGCACAGGCGGCUCUCAAGAGCUUCAGCGCCUUCGUCGAGGUCACAGUUUCUCGUCUACCAAUGAAGAUUCGUCAGUUGACGUUGGGCGAGUUAAUAAACUGGCAAGAGUGCGACAGUCAGAAGGAAAACUCGCCGGUCAAGGAUCUUCGUCAUAUGCAACCACCCGCCGUCCCUAGGCCGAGAAAAACGAACAAGACUGCUAAACGUGCCACCACCGCUGCGUCCGACGAUGGAUACGUGACCGAAGGUACCAGCGUGGGCAGCACGUCACGGACGACUAAAACACAGACUUUAACCCCAGCGUCGACUGUGAGGACGCGCAGUUUCACUAGAGCAAGCAGAGCAAAACUCAGUGAGAUCAAUGAGAAGACGGUGACAGCCAAGCCGAAGAAUAAGGACCGUCGAAAUGGAUCUCUACAGAAUAAGCUUUUUCAGACGCCAAUGAUGCAGCCCUUAGGCAACGUGUAUAGCGUGGUCACGCCCAAAGUCAAGCCCAACACACCGUUGAACGUGCUGAGACGUCCGCGUCAAGGAGAAAUGGUCCUCAGCAUGCAGGGCAGCCCGCUAUUGGUCUCCGCUGUUGUCGAGGAGAGAACUGCUAAUAUCAAUGUACCUUUGGCUAACGGCAACGUCAUGUCCUUGUUGCCUCAAGAAGGAUUGCGCAUGUCAAACAUUCCUUCGCUGGAUCCUGAGACAAUGCAUCAGUUAGAGACUCUUAAGAAUCACAUUGAGAAAGUUAUCUCAUUCAAGUAGUAAACCAAUGUGUAACUCGACUGAGUGGAUACAAUUCUUUCAUUACGAUGUAAAUAUUUAUAGAAAUUAUUUUAUGAUUAUUUAUAUCUUACUGUAUUGUAAACGUUCGAUAAACUGACCUAUGUGUCUGUACGUUCUUAUUUUAUAAUUUUAUACAAGUAUAGAUAUUUCUAACAAUAAACUUUAAAUAUUCAUACGAUUGCGCAUGUCUACGUAUAUAUGUUUAGUGUAACUAGGUUCACUUAUAUCGUGUAGAAAUUCGAAUAAAUGAUAUCUCUUUUACUUGAAGAUUCGUGACUUGCCCACUUAUCAGAGGGAACUCUAAAUCACGCUUGUGUUAACGAUUACCAGCCUAAUUGUAAGCGAUACUUGUUUGUUAACAUUUUUAUAUGAUUCUCGUUGAAACGUUUGUGACCAUGGGAGUCAAUUCUGUAUCUUACAAUAUAGUGAAAAUGCUAAAAGUGAA